This is a messenger RNA of Scomber scombrus (Atlantic mackerel), 998 nucleotides long. RefSeq lists its product as uncharacterized. Bases 27 to 998 code for a protein of 323 amino acids. The record is from RefSeq and is a predicted model, not a curated record. The transcript has 4 exons. NCBI's taxonomy places the organism in Eukaryota, Metazoa, Chordata, Actinopteri, Scombriformes, Scombridae.
UUACUUUGUCUUCUUAUCACCUGACCAUGGAAAGACAGGAGAACAAGAGAGGAUAUCCUGAGAACGUUUGUUACAGUGAGCAUCUGAAACUAGAUGAAUUAAAAAAGAGAGCUGAAGGUUUGGGAAAUGGAUAUAUCUCCAAAGAAAACAUCCCACCGUACCCUCGACCAGAGUUUCAUGUGACUCAUCUGAAACAUGACACAGGUGGAGAUGGUUUAUGUGGUAUCAAGGAGAGUAAUGGUUUCUGUGUCCCGGGCCCUGAGGGGCCUGGAAAGCUACUGUGGUGGAGUCUGAUGGUGAGACCUGAGGACAUACAGUCUGCUGAGAGGAGGCUCCUGGACCAGAUCUACCCAGACCGGACAGAGGAGCAGGCUCAGAUGCAGCAACCCUUUCUGGGGAAGUUCGCCACCUCGCCAGCCUUCCUGGACUCCUCCAGGCUGGGCUCGUACCGCUUCACGUUCCCGCUGGAGGAGCUGCUGACGGCCUACAGCCAGCAGCUUUGCUCCGGCGCUCAGCCCGUCAUGAGAGUGUUCAAGACCGUCCUCUACAAACAGGAAGUGAUGCACGCUGUGCUAGUCCACAGCCCAGCCAAUCAGGAGCUGUUCUCAGGAUAUCCUUUGCUGCCUGACGACCCGAACUCUGUCUGUGCUUACAGAGAUGGUCGCUUCAUCUGGAGGCCUGAGGCCAUGUGUAACACUCACAGCUAUGAGUUUGUCCGAAACAAUAAUGCAAAACAGCUGGAAGUGAACAAGCUGUCUGGAGACAGGUAUUAUGUUUGGGAUAAUGUCGCCAUCGCCCUGCAUGUGGAGAAAGGACAGGUGCUGAAGUUUAGUACUGAGCAACUGAGAGAAAACCUCACAUUCUGUGAAAGAGGAACGCCUAUAACCACACAUCCUGACAGUUUUGAUAAAUUCAAAGAUGCUGAAGCUCUUGUUACAAGUUUGUGGCCUGGCUAUCCGUCAGAACUGGAGCACUCAGUCAACAUUCAGGCAUCCUAA